Auxenochlorella protothecoides is the source of this 2256-nucleotide messenger RNA. RefSeq names its product Cirhin. The coding region runs from base 1 to 2256 and encodes 751 amino acids. Gene Ontology annotation, biological process: maturation of SSU-rRNA from tricistronic rRNA transcript (SSU-rRNA, 5.8S rRNA, LSU-rRNA). The record is from RefSeq and is a predicted model, not a curated record. NCBI's taxonomy places the organism in Eukaryota, Viridiplantae, Chlorophyta, Trebouxiophyceae, Chlorellales, Chlorellaceae. Gene Ontology annotation, cellular component: t-UTP complex; 90S preribosome; small-subunit processome. Gene Ontology annotation, molecular function: RNA binding; protein binding. The transcript is spliced from 6 exons.
AUGGCGCCCCCCACCACACCCCGGGAGAGGAGGAAACGAAAGUCCAAUGCCUCCGAGUCCAGUGCUGCCGUCACGCCCCAUGCAUACGUUGCCCUGCACAAGUCCCGACUGGCGGACUGGCGCCCCAGCCCCAUCUCUCACCUGGCAGCCAGCCGGGACGGCAGCCUGGGCGUGGCCGUGCGGGAGGACGGGGACGUGGAGUUCUAUGACCUCAACGGCCCCCACCUCAUUCACUGCAUCCCCGGCGAGGCGGCCUCGGCCCUGACCUGCUCGGCCAUAGUGGAGACCGGCGAGGCUCGCCAGGACCCCCGCGUCUUCGUCUCCGGCUUCUCCGGCAUGAUCUCCGAAGUAGACGGCGCCUCCGCCCUCCCGCUGGCCACCGACGACUCCUACGGCGGCGCGGUCUGGGCGCUGGCCCCCGCCCCGCCCCGCCCCGCCGCCGAGGGCCUCGCGCGCCUGGCGGCCGCCUGCGAGGACGGCGCGGUGCGCCUGUUCAGCGUGACCCCCGGCGUCCCCGGCGCGGCCUACGACCGCGCCUUCCCCGCCGCGGCCGGCCGCGUGGUGGCCCUGGCCUGGCACCCCUCCGGCGCCAGCCUGGCGGCCGCGGGCGUGGACGGCGCGGUGCACCUGCGGGAGGCGGCCACUGGGCGCGAGCUGCUGCGCAUCUCCCUGCGCACCGCCGGCGCGGCGGCCGACCUCGUCAUCUGGGCCCUGCUCUUCCUGCCCGACGGCACGCUGGUAGUGGGCGACUCCUCGGGCCAGGUCUCCUUCUGGGAGGGCACCCACGGCACCCGCCUGGCCAGCUUCACGCAGCACAGCGCCGACGUGCUGGCGCUGGCCGCUUCCCCCACCGGCGACCGCGUGUGGGCGGCGGGAGUGGACCCCGCCCUGGCUCUCUUCGCGCGCGGCGCCGACGGGCGCUGGGCCUUCCUCUCCGCCAAGCGCCCGCACAGCCACGACGUGCGCGCGCUGGCGCUGGCGGCCGGCCCCGGCCAGGCCCGGGAGGGCGGCAUCCUGCUGUCCGGCGGCAACGACGCGGUGCUGCUGGCACACUCCGCGCCGCGCUUCCUCAAGCAGCACCCCGCACCGGUGCAGCACGCGCCGCAGCGUCCGGCCGUGGCCACCAGCCCCGCCGCCGCCCCCGGCGCCGCCGCCGUCGCCGCCACCCCCCCUGCGGCAGCGCUGGCGGUGUGCGCGCUGCGCGGCGACCUCGACCUCUGGGCCCUGCCCCGGGCCGCGCCCGACGCAGAUCCCGGCCUCGCCCCCGGCCCGGAGCGUCUGGCCAGCAUCAGCACGCCGGCAGGGCGCCACGUGCGCGCUGCCGCGCUCUCCUCCGACGGCGCGCUGCUGGCCUUCUCGGAUGCGCAGCGGACCGUAUGCCUGCGCGUGGGCAGCGCUGCACCAGGGCCCGAGGCCGCCGCGCCGCGCGCGGGCUUUGCCCCCAUCCCCCUGCCCGCGGCGCUGCCCGCCGCGCACCUGCUGGCCUUUGUCCCCGGCACCGCCACGUUGGCCAGCGUGAGCCUGGACGGCAGCCUGCACCUCGUCGAUCUGGCGUCGACCCCGUCGGCAGUCCGCGCCGUGCGCGCCGUGCACGAUCUCCGCCACCGCCCCUGGUCCAUGCGCGAGCGCCAGCUGAGCGCGGCCCGGGCUCUGGAGCCGGUGGCGCAACACCUGGUCGCCAGCCCCGACGGGAGGUUCCUGGCGCUCACCUUCCGGCGGCGCAUCCAGCUGAUCAACGUGGCGCGCGGCGAGCUGGUGGCGCCGGCCCCCGUCUCGUCGGGCGAGGCCGGCGCGCCGAUCGUGGGCCUCGCCUUCUCCUGCGACUCCUCCACCCUGCUCAGCCUCACGCUGAGCGGCGAGGUGUGCAUGCACAGCGUGCCCGGCGGGGAGGUCGUCCCGGGGGAGGAGCACGGCAGGAAGGCGCUGAAGGCGGCGCUGCAGCAGCUGGGGGGUGGCUUGCAGGGCGUGUCUGCCCACCCCACCCUGCCCUCCGUCUUCCUCCUGCACUCCAGCACCGGGGUGUGCGUGCUGGACCCGCGCAAGCCCCCGACCCCGGAGCCCAAGCGCUGGAGGCGCGCGCCAGGGCCCCCACCCCCCCGCCCUCCAGGGUCAAACCAUCGCCUGCUGCAGAGCAGCGACAUCCUCCUGGACUUGAUCUUUGUUUCGCCCUCUGACCUCCUCGUGGUCGAGCAGUCCUGGUCGGAGGCGCGGCGCAGCAUGCCAGCACCCCUUCACAGACACCGGUACGGGUCCUGA